AUGAAUAUAAUAAUCUGGAACAGCAAGGGCGCUCUGAAGCCCAAUUUUCAGAGUCACAUUCAGGACCUUACCCGGAUUCAUGAUCCGGCCAUUUUUGUAGUAAUGGAGACCAAGCUUGGAGGUAGAAGAGCUAAGGAGGUUUCAGAUUUACUCCCUUUUGAUGGUGCUAUCCACACCGACACAAUUGGGUACGCCGGUGGGCUUUGGCUUCUUUGGAACUCAGAUAAAGUUGAGAUUGAGGCACUAGCAAAAACUGAGCAGGAGAUCCAUGUGGAGGUUAAGGUACGUUCCUCUGACCUUGCUUGGAUAUUUUCUGCCAUUUAUGCUAGUCCUAGAAGUGAAGAACGUUGUGUGUUGUGGGAAAACCUUUCUAAAGCGGUUGAGCUGCAUAAUAAACCAUGGAUAAUGGCUGGGGACUUCAAUGAACCAUUAGUUGGUGAAGAUAAGUUUGGUGGUAGGGGUGUCAGUAUUGGCCGGUCCCUUUUGUUCAAAGAUUGUCUAGACAAGUGUAGUAUGGUAGACAUGGGUUUCUCUGGGCCAAGGUAUACAUGGUCUAAUAAAAGAGACUUGAAUAAUCUCAUUCUUGAAAGAAUCGAUAGAUUCUUUGGGAAUCCGAAUUGGUGCUUGCUCUACCCAAAUGCUAAGGUCACCCAUCUCACUCGGUGUCACUCGGAUCAUUGCCCGGUCCUUUUAGAGUCCAAUCCCAACAGAUCGUUAUACCUUAAUAGACCAUUUCGGUUCCAAAGUUUUUGA
Messenger RNA from Quercus lobata, 753 nucleotides. RefSeq lists its product as uncharacterized. The record is from RefSeq and is a predicted model, not a curated record. Lineage: Eukaryota; Viridiplantae; Streptophyta; Magnoliopsida; Fagales; Fagaceae. Gene Ontology annotation, molecular function: catalytic activity. The transcript has a single exon. Bases 1 to 753 code for a protein of 250 amino acids.